GCCAGGCCACCGAGGCCCAGCUUGGAGGGCCCGGCGUCCCCGGCAGCCCUGAUCUGCCUGGGGCCUGGCGUCCACUCGCUCAGCAGCUUUCCUGCUGCCAAAAUGCCGUUGCCGGAGACGGUGACCUCCUGGCCGGAACUGCACAGCCCGGAGGAGUCGGAGAAGGCACAGACCCCAGUGCGGGGUGCUCAGCAGGCAAGCAAGGGGGACGCGCCCAGCACCCACCACGAGGACACUCGGCCCGGCCUGGGCACCCUUCGGCGGGCCUUCUCCCGGGCAAGCUGGCGGGCAUUGGGCCAGGCCCCCGGGGAGGACCCGAGCCUGCUGCAACGCAGCUCCCGGUUCCUGCUGCGGCCUUUCCGGCGCUCCCUAGAUGGCGGCCCCGCUGCUGCGCCACGGGGGGGCCACAGCCCAGAGGGGCCCUCAGACAUCACGGACGGUGGCAGUGGGCUGUCAACCACCAGGGUGGGGCCUGAGGAACCAGAACAAGAGGAAGGCAAAUCUGUGGCGGAUCUCAUCACGGAGCGGCGACUGCUCGCGGCCUUCGAGCAGCUGCGGCAGCUGGAGACGCGGCUUGUGGCGCAGAAGGCCUCGGGCACCUUCGAGCAGGACCCCACGGGCUUCGCGCGGCGCGCCAUGGACGUGUGCCUGCACUACGACGGGCUGGCGGCGGAGAUCGGCGCCGUCGUGCGCGAGACGCUGGGCGCGGGCGGCGCGGGCGCGGCCGCGCUCGCCGAGGUGGCCCGCGUGGUGCGCGCCGAGGAGGAGGCCCACCCGGCGGCGCCCGCCGACGGCGACUUCCUGCUCACGCCGCGCCGCUGGCGGCAGCUCUGGGAGGACGCGGUGCGGCGGAGCGCGCGGGAGCGCGUGCGGCAGGCGGGCGCGCGGGCAGCCCCCGCGGCGGCCGAGGGUGCGUCGGGCCUGGCGCAGCUCCUGGCCGAGCUCGGCGGCCUGGUCCGCGGCGACCUGCUCAGGGUGCGGCGGGAGGUGCAGCCCGCCUACUCGGCCGCCGGCCUCCCGGCGUGGGAAGCCUACCUGCGCGCCUUCCACGACGCGGUGGCCCAGCGCCUCCAGGAGCUCGCGCGCGACGCCCGGGGCUGCGAGCAGCUCUACGUCCUGCUGGACUGGGCCGCCAACGUCUACUGCAGUCCUGACUUCCUGGGUGCCCCGGACCUCACUCUGUCCACAGAGCCGCUGCCCCCACUCCUGGCACCCGCCGUGUGGGCACGCCUGGAGAGCGACUACACCAGCUUCCUAGAGACCAAGAUCACAAGCUGCUUCGAUGGCAUCCUGCAGCUAGAGCAGAGUCGCUGGGUGUCCGUCGAGGCCCCCGAUGUGCUCCAGGGCCUCUACCACACACCGCUGUCCAUCGACAUCCACAUGCUCGUGGCCGAGCACGUGAAGGCAGCUGGUGCCAUCUCUGCGGAACUGAAGGCCACCACCCUGCGCAUCUGCUCACGGGCGCUCGGCCUCUUUCUGGCCAGGUUUGAAAAGGCUUUUCUGCAAUCGGAGGCGGUGAGCGAACCUCAUCUGGGCGCCUGUAUCAACGCCUUCGAGGAGCUUAGGACCAGACUUCUGGCCAUAUUCCCAGGAACCUUUGAAGAGCUGGAGAAACCUCUAGUGACAGCCAUCUGUGUCUUCCAGAAGCGGCUGCUCCAGGGCUUGCAGUGUGAUGUGCAGCCGCUGUUCAGGGUCCUGUGCACCAAGGCCUGGCUGACACAGGACGUGCUGCAGCCCCUCAUGGACAAAGUGGUGGCCUUCGCCCACCACCUGGAGCAUGUGGCCCCACUGUGGGCACAGGAGACUCUGCAGGAGGCACACCGGUUCGUGGUCCGCGAAUACCUGGCGCAGGUGCUGAGGCCUCGUGAGCGCUUCCGCGGUGUCGAGCGCAUGACUGGCUCCCAGAAGAUGGGCCUCGACGCCCAGGCCAUUGGCGACACCUUCCAGGGCUUGGGCUCAGAGGCCACGUGGCUGGGCCAGGCUAUCCCGUGCGUUGCUGACAUUCUCGGGGAGACUUCCAAGGACGACAUCGGGCGGCACCUGGAGACACUCAUCGGGAGCUACCCAGACAUCAGGCGGGACCACGUGGUGGCCAUCCUGGCGCUGCGCAGGCUCGGCCGCCGUCGCAACCAGCGCCUCCUGCAGCAGGCCCAGCACCUGCUGAGGGCUGCGGCCAAGGCAGAGGGCUCCGGGGCUUCUGGAAGCCAUGUGCUCUUCGAGGAGAUCCAAGUGCCUACCUCCGUGGACCUGCUGAUCACCUGCAUCUAAUGUUCCCGGUCUGAGAGGGGGUGGGCCUCAGGUGGGGGACUGCGUUAGCCAGAGGGUGAGCACCUUCUCCUAGGCACUAAGCUCCCAGCUAGGACCCUAGGGAGGUGCUCUCAGCCUGGCCCCCAGCCUGGAAGCCCAUAAUCACGCAAUGCUCUCCUCAGCCACGCAUGGCUGCCUACCAGAAGGAACAGCAAGAGAGGCAUUUCAGGCAUUUGUGGGGGAGUGUUUGGGGGCGGCUGAGGUUCAACCCUGCCCACAGGGAAGGCCUCCCAGCCUAUGUCCGGCACCACCCCCAGUCUGAAAGUGAAACGGAGUAUUUAUUUUUAAAAUAAAGGUGAAUUAAAAUGGU
Molecule: messenger RNA, 2617 nt
Organism: Hyaena hyaena (striped hyena)
Lineage: Eukaryota; Metazoa; Chordata; Mammalia; Carnivora; Hyaenidae
Gene: EXOC3L4
Product: exocyst complex component 3 like 4
Exons: 12
Coding region: 103-2268 (721 amino acids)
Biological process (GO): exocytosis; exocyst localization
Cellular component (GO): exocyst
Molecular function (GO): SNARE binding
Source: RefSeq, a predicted model, not a curated record